This is a messenger RNA of Schistosoma spindalis, 344 nucleotides long. The record is from the annotation of a GenBank genome assembly. Lineage: Eukaryota; Metazoa; Platyhelminthes; Trematoda; Strigeidida; Schistosomatidae.
AUUUAUUAGGAUUAGACUGGAUUGAGAAGGUUGAUACCUUGAAUAAAUUAUUAAAUGAGGUAUGUUCUCAAAAUGCUUCCUUUGAGCCUAUCAAAAUUCCUGAUGAUAUUUCUAAAUCAAAUGCCUCCGAUGUAUCAUGUUCUCUUGAUAUUCAUGAAUUAAAUGCUUCUGAUGAAACAUGCUCUCAUAAUCUUUCUGAAUCAAAUGCUUCCAAUGUAAUGUGUUCUCAUGAUGAUGUUAAAUCGAAUACCUCCGAUUUAGUAUGUUCUCAUAAGAUUCCCAAAUCAAGUUCCUCCGAUGUAACAUAUCCUCACAAUGAUUCCAAAUCAAAUACCUCAGACAAA